This is a messenger RNA of Myotis daubentonii (Daubenton's bat), 4556 nucleotides long. It is a transcript of the gene STARD8, whose product is annotated as StAR related lipid transfer domain containing 8. Gene Ontology annotation, molecular function: GTPase activator activity; lipid binding. The record is from RefSeq and is a predicted model, not a curated record. Gene Ontology annotation, biological process: signal transduction; regulation of Rho protein signal transduction; actin cytoskeleton organization. Lineage: Eukaryota; Metazoa; Chordata; Mammalia; Chiroptera; Vespertilionidae.
GGGGCGUCCCUACUGCCCUACUCGCUGCAGCUCCCUCCCCACCUGCGAGGAGAGUGGCCUCGGGUUGACAACAGCUAAGCAGCCAAGGCAGCUGCUUCUCUGGCUGGCACCUUUACCCGCGCCGGACCCCAGGCUCUGCGCGUGCCCAGGACGGAGCAGUCCCUCCUGCGCUGGUUUCCUGCUCGCUGGCGCUGGUGACUGUGUCUGAGUCUCAGACCUUAGGCGGUGGACGCGGCCUCCUGAAGCUGAGGCCAAAAAAGCAUGUGAGUGGCUCCGAGCAACAGGAUUUCCUCAGUAUGCUCAGUUAUUUGAAGAAGGUUCAUUUCCCUUGGAUAUUGGCUCUGUGAAGAAGGACCACGGUUUUCUGGACAAGGACUCUUUGGGGGCCCUGUGCAGGAGGCUGAUGACCUUGAACAAUUGUGCCUCGAUGAAACUGGAGGUUCAUUUUCAGUCCAAGAAGAAUGAAGACUCAGAAGAGGAAGAACAAUGUACCAUCGGCAAUCCCUGGGUCUUGCAGCGAGAAAGUAAAUGCUGGUCUCCCAUGGGCUCUUCUGACCUGCUGGCCCCACCGAGCCCUGGACUACCAAUGACCUCCAGCUGUGAGAGUGUCCUCACUGAGCUUAGUGCCACCUCUCUGCCGGCCAUCACCGUGAGCCUACCAUCUGAGCCAGUGGACCUGCCCUUGCUAGGCAGUGCCCCCAGCCCAAGUGACCGGCCCCUCUUCGGCCCCACCCAGGGCCAAGAGGGUCCCCAGGACAAGGCCAAGAAGCGCCAUUCCUGUAGCUUCCUCAAGCACCUCGAGUCUCUGAGACGGAAGGAAAAGGGUGGCAGCCGGCAAGCUGAGCCUGAGCAUAGCCCAGUCACCUCAGAGAAGGCCACUAAAGGUUUCUCUUUCCGGAGCCGCCGUGGCUUUCUCUCAGCUAGAUUCUAUAGGGCCAAGAACCAGGCAGACACCUCAGGAAGUGGCAGUGGCAGUGGCAGUGGCGCUGAGACUCAGAGGGGCUGGGAGGUCUGGCCUGUGGCCAUGCUCCGGCAUCCUCAGCGGAUACACAGGGGUGACUACCUGGUGCAUGUGCCUGGGGACCACCAACCAGGCACAUUCCCUCGCUCCUUGUCCAUUGAGAGCCUGUGUACUGAAGAUGGACACCGUUUGGCUGAUUGGCAGCCAGGUAGGCGCUGGGGCUGCAGAGGGCGCCGGGGCUCCUGUGGCUCCACAGGCAGCCAUACCAGCACUUAUGACAACAUGCCUGAGCUGUAUUCAGCUGAGCCUAUACUGGCUGGGGCUGAGGCCGAAGAUGAAGAAGAGGAUGGUGGCAGCUAUGCCCACCUAGAUGACAUCCUCCAGCAAGUGUGGGGACUGCAACAACGGGUAGAACUUUGGUCUCAGGCCAUGUACCCAGACCUGGGGCCUGGAGAUAAGGAAGAGGAAGAAGAUGAGGAAGAAGAGGCCACUUCAUCAGUAGAAAUAGCCACAGUUGAGGUAGAAAGUCAGCCUGAGGCUCUGGGCCAGGUAGACGCUCUGGCCCACAGAGAGUCCUCAGCCCCGGGCCAGGCUGAUGUCCAGACAGUUGUCCCAGCUCAAGCCUCAGCUGAGCUCCAGGCACAGGCUGAGACCAAGCCACUUGGCCCAAUCCAGGAUAAUGAGCAGGAGGCUAAUUCAAGCAGGGAACCCACUUCUGCCUCUAGCCUGUCUGUGGAAGGGAACUCCAUUUCUGACACUGUGGCCUCCUCCAGCGAACUGGACAGUAGUGGGAACUCCAUGAAUGAGGCUGAGGCUUCAGGGUCCCCGAUUGGACUCCAGGCAUCAGCACCCCGUGAACGAAGAGAUUCAGGCGUUGGGGCCUCACUUACCAGACCCUGCAGGAAGCUCCGUUGGCACAGCUUCCAGAACUCUCAUCGGCCCAGCCUGAACUCGGAGUCACUGGAGAUCAACCGGCAGUUUGCCAGCCAGAUCCACCUCCUGCACAAGGGCUCUCUGCUACGGCUCACAGCCUUCAUGGAGAAGUACACUGUGCCCCACAAACAGGGCUGGGGCUGGUCAGUGCCCAAGUUCAUGAAAAGGAACAAAACCCCAGAUUACCGGGGCCAGCAUGUGUUUGGGGUGCCGCCUCUCAUCCAUGUGCAACGCACAGGACAGCCACUGCCACAGAGCAUUCAGCAAGCCAUGCGCUACCUGCGCAGCCAGUGUCUGGACCAGGUGGGCAUAUUCCGCAAGUCUGGGGUGAAGUCUAGGAUCCAGAACCUGCGCCAAAUGAAUGAGUCCUCCCCCGACAAUGUCUGCUACGAGGGCCAGUCUGCCUAUGAUGUGGCUGACCUGCUGAAGCAGUAUUUUCGAGACCUACCCGAGCCUAUCUUCACCAGCAAGCUCACCACCACUUUCCUGCAGAUCUACCAGCUCCUCCCCAAGGAUCAGUGGUUGGCAGCAGCGCAAGCUGCCACUUUGCUGCUUCCUGACGAGAACCGAGAGGUGCUGCAGACCCUGCUCUAUUUCCUAAGUGACAUUGCCUCUGCUGAGGAAAACCAGAUGACAGCCGGAAACCUGGCAGUGUGCCUGGCACCCUCCAUCUUCCACCUCAACGUCUCCAAGAAGGAUAGUCCUUCACCCAGGAUCAAGAGCAAACGCAGCCUAGUUGGCCGGCCAGGCCCUAGGGACCUGAGUGAGAACAUGGCGGCCACCCAGGGCUUAUCACAUAUGAUCAGUGACUGUAAGAAACUUUUCCAGGUACCCCAGGACAUGGUGCUGCAAUUGUGUGGCUCCUACAGUGCAGCUGAGCUCAGCCCUCCUGGCCCAGCCCUGGCUGAGCUGCGGCAGGCCCAGGCUGCUGGUGUGAGCCUGAGCCUCUACAUGGAAGAGAGUGUCCAGGAGCUGCUGCGUGAUGCUGCUGAGCGCUUCAAGGGCUGGAUGAGCGUGCCAGGGCCCCAGGACACGGAACUGGCUUGCAGGAAAGCAUCAGACGGGCACCCCCUACGUGUGUGGAAGGCAUCCACAGAGGUGGCGGCCCCUCCAGCUGUGGUGCUACACCGUGUUCUGCGGGAACGGGCCCUCUGGGAUGAGGACCUGCUGCGGGCCCAGGUCCUGGAAGCCCUGAUGCCGGGUGUGGAGCUGUACCACUAUGUCACCGACAGCAUGGCACCCCAUCCCUGCCGUGACUUCGUGGUGCUUCGGAUGUGGCGUUCUGACUUGCCCCGUGGGGGUUGCUUGCUUGUCUCCCAGUCCCUGGAUCCUGAGCAACCUGUGCCAGAGUCUGGGGUGCGGGCCCUGAUGCUCACUUCCCAGUACCUCAUGGAGCCUUGUGGCCUGGGUCGCUCCCGACUCACCCAUAUCUGCCGUGCUGACCUAAGGGGCCGUUCUCCAGACUGGUAUAACAAAGUCUUUGGGCACCUGUGUGCCAUGGAAGUGGCAAAGAUCCGGGACUCCUUUCCCACCCUGCAGGCAGCUGGCCCUGAGACAAAAUUGUGAACUUCAGCCUGGUUCCAUAGUGACACCACCCAGCCUCCAUGGUACCAAAGGAGUAAGGGGGGAAUGAAAGCACAGUAGCCCCCAAUGCUGCCUCCAGGGGCAGAGCUAUUCCCCACACCCAGCUGCCUGUCCCCAUCUGCUGAAGUCCCUCUCCACAUACAUGGGAAGAAGAAUUUCAGUGUCCCAUCUUCACACCACCUCCACCUCCAUCCCUGAAUCUGUUUUCUGCCCUCCUGAGAGAGAGGAUCCAAGAAGACCGCUGCUGCCCUCCAGGCCAGGGAGUCACCAGUCAAACUGAAGCCUUACUGGCUCUUCAUCUGCAGGGAUGAAGGGAGAGGGCAGUGUGUGCUCCCAGCUCUCUGCCCUUCAGAGAGGCCAGGCCAUCCUGUUUGGUACUAGGGUCUCUUUGAGGUUGAGCAGAAGGUUCUGGUCCUGCCUCUGGGCCCAUCAUUGGCUGUAAACUGGCUUUUCCAAAUAAAUUGGAUGGGAGUGGAUGGGCACAGGGGUAGAGCAGAGGGCAGCCCCAAUGACCAAGAAGUGUUUUAUUUGUGUAAAUACGAUGCUAAUUUUUAUGAGGCUGAUUUAAAGAGUGGUUACUGAUGGGCCCCUGGUCAGCAACAUGACGAUUUGGGAUAGCUUGGGACAUGAGAGUGAAAGAGGGACCUUCCUUUUUCAGGUCUCAAGAGACCAAUGAGCCAGUUUCCCCUGGAAUGGGCCCCACACUUGAUCUGCCACUCUGUGGGGUCUCGGUGCAGCCUUUGGCCAUGCACUGCCAUGUCUGGAGAGUAAACAAGCUCAGUCCCACCACACAGGCCGAGCAGAAGCAGAUGGCAUCCCUUCUCCGGCUCUUUGUGCCUGUGGUAUGAGGCUGACAUAACAACCCCUUCUUCAAGCAGAGACCUGGCCCCCGGCUCAGGUGGCCAGCCGGCCAGAUGGAAGGGCCUAGUGUUACCUCAGCCAGUUAGAGAAAGAUCCAAACCUGAUCUAUCCCACCCAUUGGCUGUCUUGGUUCAUGUGGAAAUUCAAGUGCCACUCAAAUGCCAGCUCAUGAUUUAUUCUUCUUUUGGCUGAAUAAAAUGAAGUGGGAUGGCUCCUA